AUGGUCUGUCAGUUAGAACAUUGCCCAUGGAAGGUGCAUGUGGACGGUGCUUCCAGCGCCAAAGGGGCCGGAGCCGGGAUCAUCAUAAUUACCCCGGAGAGUAUUCUCUUGGAGCAUUUGUUUAGAUUGGGGUUUAACGCCUCCAACAACGAGGCAGAGUAUAAAGCUUUGCUUGCCGGAUUGAGGACAGUCUCAAGGUUAGAAGCUCGGGAUGUGGAAAUUUAUUUGGAUUCACGACUCGUAGUCAACCAGGUGCAGGGGAGUUUUGAGGCUCGAGAUCCUCGGAUGAAAGCGUACUUAGAAUUGAACAGACAUGCCGACUCCCUCGCCACACUGGCAUCGUCAAUUGCCGAGGAAAUUCCCCGACUAAUCAGAGUGGAACUUGUCCUUAAGCCUAGCAUUAAGGUGGCGGGAGAUGAGGGGGCUGCAAAGGUCGAAGUCACAACAGUCACAACACUUGGACCGAGCUGGAUGAAUCCCAUCAUUGACUUCUUAGCCGACGACCGAAUCCCGGACGAUGAGAAGGAAGCCAACAAGAUCCGCAGGGUAGCCGCCCAGUAUUGGUUGUCCAAAGACCGGAAGCUCUAUUGCAGGUCAUUUAGGGGACCGUAUCUUUUGUGCUUACACCCAGAGAAAGUAGGCCAACUCUUGGCCGAGCUGCAUGAAGGGGUAUGCGGCAGUCAUGUAGGAGGACGAUCAUUGGCGCACCGGGCAAUGACUCAGGGAUUCUGGUGGCCCCAAAUGCAGAAGGACAUCGCAGAAUACGUUCGAAAGUGUGACCAAUGUCAGAAGCAUAUCCCUCUGAUUCACCAGCCUACCGGCCAUUUGAACCCGAUUAGUAGUCCUUGGCCCUUCGCACAAUGGGGGCUGGGUAUACUCGGAUCAUUUCCCCGAGCAACGGGAAAUCGAAGAUUCGUUUUGGUAGCCGUGGAUUACUUCACCAAAUGGGCGGAGGCAGAGGCUCUGGCUAACAUCCGGGACGUAGAUGUGAAGAAAUUCGUAUGGAAGAAUAUAAUCACCUGGUUUGGGGUUCCGGACUCCCUUAUAUUAGAUAAUGGAUUGCAGUUCGACAGCCAAGCUUUCCGUGAAUUUUGCAGCAAACUCGGUAUCAGGAACAUAUAUUCCUCUCCAGCAUAUCCCCAAGGUAAUGGCCAGGCUAAGGCCGUGAAUAAGGUAAUCGUGAACAGCUUGAAGAGAAGACUGAAAGGUGCAAAGGGUAACUAG
Molecule: messenger RNA, 1224 nt
Organism: Quercus lobata
Lineage: Eukaryota; Viridiplantae; Streptophyta; Magnoliopsida; Fagales; Fagaceae
Exons: 2
Coding region: 1-1224 (407 amino acids)
Biological process (GO): DNA integration
Molecular function (GO): RNA-DNA hybrid ribonuclease activity; nucleic acid binding
Source: RefSeq, a predicted model, not a curated record